Molecule: messenger RNA, 8669 nt
Organism: Corythoichthys intestinalis (scribbled pipefish)
Lineage: Eukaryota; Metazoa; Chordata; Actinopteri; Syngnathiformes; Syngnathidae
Product: ataxin-7
Exons: 13
Coding region: 259-3087 (942 amino acids)
Source: RefSeq, a predicted model, not a curated record
CAGACAUGGAAGCACCUGGUGAAGACCUCCACAGAGGCUGAGCAGCGCACUCGCUCUUUCUCGCCGUGUGCUGCCCCCUUUGCCCCUUGCAUCCUGUUGAUUUCAAUCGGCCUGGCGUUUGUUUACACGUACGGCACUCAGAGGAUUGAUUUUUUCUUCUUCAGUUUGUACGGCAGCCAGCGAGAAUCCAAACUGAUGUGGAUCACCUGACUGAGUUAUAAAUAAGUUACGUUUUUCCUUAUUUGCCAAGCGGAAAGAAUGUCGGAAAGGGCCGAGGAUGACGUCAGGGGGGAGCAGCGCCGAGCAGCCAGGCAGCAGCUGAAGCAGCAGCAGCAGCCGAUCCAGCGGGGAGAAGGCUCCACAGCAAUGGCGACUGUUGCGGAGCGGAGAUCCUUACCGAGUCCAGAAAUAAUGGUGGGACAGCCUUGGAGCAGCUGGGUCGACGCCGCCAAACUCCACGGCAACGACGGUGCGGAAUUGGAGGAAAGUUUCAAAGACUUGGGGAAAAAUCGCGAAGCCAUGCGUUUGUGCAGAGAAGAUAUGCCUAUAUUUGGCCAGUAUCCCGCGCAAGAUGACUUCUACCUGGUGAUGUGCAGCCACUGUAGUCAAGUAGUCAAGCCCCAAGCCUUCCAAGCACAUUAUGAGAGAAGACACAAUUCUGCAGUCAAGUCGGCAUCCUCUUCGCCAUUCCCUUUGCCGGGAAGGAAUCGGAGUAGUAGCAGUGGACUUGGGCCUGGAAUUGCCUCAGCGUCUCUCACUGGAGUGACAAGUGGAGGGAUUGUUAAUCGAACCGCUACUGCUGGAUCUAACUUUUCUACCGCUGCAACAUCCUCCUCCUCCAGUCCCAAGAUACUUAAACCAGCCAAAGACAAGGUGUCAGGCAUCCAACGAAGACCGCCUUUUCCCCCAUUUAGGAUGCUACAGCCGGACAAGAUCCUCACCCCGGCUGUCAAGGUGGAGAAGAUGCAUCUGAAUGUGGACUCGUCAGCUAAGCUGGUCCAGGUCCCCCCUGCUCCCACCACCACCUCAUCAUCCUCCACAUCCUCCUCUAGCAUCACUGUGAGCUCCAACACUACCACCACCACCAUCACCACCUCCUCAUCUUCAGCCCUUAAAGCAGGCCUUAACUGUCCCUCCAUACCAAAGCCUCCCUUACUGGCCCCUGGUCAGAUUCCCAAUGGCAAAGGUCACUUGUCAGUCCUUUCGGACAAGAAGCAGGACAGCAGCAACAGCAGCAGUGCCAGUAGCAGACGCCACAUUAACAAGAAAGUGACAGAGCGUGAGUUCAAUCCAGAUAUUCACUGUGGAGUUGUGGAUAUGACAGCUCGGAAAACCUGCACAAGAUCCCUAACAUGCAAGACACAUUCCUUGAGCCAGCGGAGGGCAGUGCCAGGGCGGAGGAAACGCUUUGAUACAUUGCUGGCAGAGCACAAGAAUAGAACAAAGGAACGGGAGCGAGAACUCCACCAAACCCAUUCCCAACAACCUCCCCCUCUCAGGGACCCACACCCCUCCAUCAAUCUCCCCACUUCUUAUGAUGUCCAUCCGGUGGCUCAUGGCAACGGCCCCGCCCCAGAGGCCAACAAGAUUCUGCCAUCCAACAAACCUAAAUUUCACAGUACUGGUCUUCCACGAUUAAAUAACACGCAUGGGGCUGGUACCACUACAGACCCUGCAAUAGUCCAUGAGUCACCACACCAGCCCCAAAAUACUCUCGAAGGAUUUUCUCGAGCCUCUAGUGAUGAGGGAGAGAAUGAGGAGCGCGAGGAGAACGCUGACAAACUGCACUGUCACUAUUCAGGUUAUCACCCUCGACCGGUAGCUUACUGUACUUUUGGAAGUCGACUGUUUGGGAGAGGUUGUUACUCCUUUGACAGACGAUGGGAUAGAAUGCGAUGUGCCGUCUCUACAAUGAUGGACAAGCACGUCAACUCGCAGAUGUGGAAGAAAAUUCCCCUGGCCUCAGAAAACAGCUCUUCCUUAGCACCUCCCCAUAGGACAAGCACAAAUUCCCCCGGUAGCACCCCGUCUUCAGGCUUCCUUGGUCCACCUGCCACCAUGCCUCUGACUCCCUAUAGCCAAUCCUUCGAGGGCAAGCCUGUGCUCUCCUAUGGGACUACCUUAAAUGCCCGCAGCUCUGCGCAGGGAGGGCCUGAGCACCCGGCCUAUGGCACCACACAGGCCCGACAAGUGUCUUCGUCGCCGCAGAUGCCUUCAGCCCACUUGUCUUCAUCCACCUCUCCUUUAGCCCCUUCACUCGCCUCAGGCCGGGCGCUUAAGUCCCGUCCCUCCAGCAGCAGCACGACCAAGUCAUCGUCCUUCAGGCCCAAGGAGGUCUCCACUGGCUCCUCCACACCCACCAUCCCAACCUCAGUCAGCAUGGGCAGUAGCAGUAGCAGUACCAGCCUCAGCUCGGGAAAGAAGAGGAAGAACAGCUCUAUCCUCUCAUCGUCCCAUAGCUCCUCAGAACCUGCUAAUGCCAACUAUUCUCCCUCAUCUUCUUUCAAAAAGAACUGUGCAAAUGCCGGCAGCUCAGGAAGCACCUACCACCACAGCUCACUAGGGUCUUCAUCCUCAUCGUUAUCCUCCUCUAACAGUGGAGUACACAGUGUGGGCCUCAACUGUGGUCCCAGCGUGCGCACGAACUCGCUCAGCCUCAAGGCUGAACCUUCCGCAGGGUCAGCAGGUGGCUCCUCGGGCCCCCCGGCACGAGGUCCUCCCUCGGGCAGCCCCGCCGAGUCCAUUAAGCGUAUGAGUGUGGUGAUGAACAGUAGUGACUCCACCCUCUCCCUGGGGCCUUUUGUCCACCACCAGUCUUCAACGGACCACCAUACCAGCUUUAGCCACCACUCCUCAGACGGGCGCCUGGAAGGCAAAAAGCGCAAAAGCUCCCCUGCCUCCAGCGGCAUUAAUAGUGGCACUGGGGGAGGUGGACUUGGUGGAGGUGGGGGUCCUGGACCGGGUAGACCCAAGGUGUCCAAGUCGCCUGCCAUUAACAACAUCCACGGGAAGCACGGGCGGAACAUUCCAGGGACACCGGGGCUAACAAACAAUUCCCAUUUACAUCAGCCAAAGGCUCGUCCCUGACAGUGGUCUCAGCCCGCAGAGUGUGUGGAUGCGGCGUGAUGAUGGGGGAACAGUCUGGAGUAAUCUACUCUGGACCGUAAGAGGCCUUCUAAAACGAAAACCCACACUACUCUCAGUUCACCACAAUCCUCAGGUUGGAGAUGAUCUGGACUGCCUAGCGAAGUCAAAUGUCCAUACAAUUUUCUCCAAAAGCCAUGUCUGUUGGAGGGUGGGGGACAAGCGGUGCUCAAUGGGGGUUCACCAUGCACCAAGCGGGCCGCGGAUGUCCGUAAGCUUGGUAUUGUCCCAGUAUUCUGAGUGGUCUUCCAGAGGGUCGCGGCGCAGGAGAAAGGAGAGCGACAGCCAUGAGUCUCCAGGGUGCACUUUGGUUCUGGUCAAGGGCUCUUGUGAGCUCUGUGGCCACAAGCUGAGCAAGAGGGGAGACAAUGAGCCGAUCUCUUCCUUAUGUGUGUGAGUGUUCUUCAGUGUGUAUAGCAAGCCAUUUGAGCAUUUACUCAACAUUCGACAUGGACGCUGAAUUUUCCGUGCAUCACUGGUAAAACAAUUCUUCACACAUGUAUAAAAAAACUGUCAAAUACUCUCUAGAUUUUUGCAUACUUAAUGAAUGAGUAAGGCACCUUUGUAGCACAACUACAUCUCUAGGGAAGUGCUCUACAAUAAGUAAUAGAAUUUGAUCAUGUAGCUUUUCAUGCUAGUUUUGCUUUAGUAGUACUAGUACAAAUGUGCCUUAGUCUUUCUGCUAGUCUGCAGAAAUGAAAUGACAGUGUUUCCAUUUCUGUACUCUAGUAAAACUUACUAGACCUUACCAGUGAGGCAAAACUGCAUUAGUUGACAUCUCUGUGCCAAAAAGUGACCAAAUAAGUAUACUCUUUAUAAUUGCUAUAGCUCCACCAGCAAUACUAGUAAAGAACAUAUCUCUUACUUAGUGAUAUUUGUCCCAUAAGACAGUUCUGUGAGCUUGUUGACAUCUCUAGGUUGCUCGAACAACUAAUGACAUCAAAAUUCUACUAGUGUAGUUAAUAACUAGUACUUAAGCAGCAGUACUAGUUCUUGCACAGGUAUCAGCUUUUCCUAACUAUUUACAUUUUUCUACUACUUAAACAAUUUGUAUAUUUUACUACUAAAUAAAUAAAUAAAUAAAUCACAUUUCAGGCACUUCAAUAGAUUGGUCAGCGAUACAAUAUUUGCCGAUAUUACAAAGUCUCCAACAAUUAAAAUUUGAGUCAUCGGUUUUUAAUCGAUUUGAUAUGUACACAUCUAACACAGUUAAUUUCGCCUAAAGCAAUAAAAAACACCGAGUAACUUAACAGUUUUGACAAUUUCAAUGAUAGCCAUUCUUUUGAACAAAAGAAAAUACGGUGUGGCAAAUAAGUAUUUAGUUAACCACUAAUCGUGCAAGUUCUCCCACUUCAAAAUAUUAGAGAGGCCUGUAAUCGUCAACAUGGGUAAACCUCAACCAUGAGAGACAGAAUGCGGAAAAAAACCCCAGAAAAUCACAUUGUUCAAUUUUUAAAGAAUUUAUUUGCAAAUCAUGGUGGAAAAUAAGUAUUUGGUCAAUACCAAAAGUUCAUCUCAAUACUUUGUUAUGUACCCUUUGUUGGCAAUAACGGAGGCCAAACGUUUUCUGUAACUCUUCACAAGCUUUUUACAUACUGUUGCUGGUAUUUUGGCCCAUUCCUCCAUGCAGAUCUCCUCUAGAGCAGUGAUGUUUUGGGGCUGUCGUUGGGCAACAUGGACUUUCAACUCCCUCCACAGAUUUUCUAUGGGGUGAGAUCUGGAGACUGGCUAGGCCACUCCAGGACCUUGAAAUGCUUCUUACGAAGCCACUCCUUUGUAGCCCUGGCUGCGUGUUUGUGAUCAUUGUCAUGCUGAAAGACCCAGCCACGUCUCAUCUUCAAUGCCCUAGCUGAUGGAAGAUUUUCACUCAAAAUCUCUCGAUACAUGGCCCCAUUCAUUCUUUCCUUUACACAGAUCAGUCGUUCUGGACCCUUUGCAGAAAAACAGCCCCAAAGCAUGAUGUUUCCACCCCCAUGCUUCACAGUGGGUAUGGUGUUCUUCGGAUGCAAUUCAGUAUUCUUUCUCCUCCAAACACGAGAACCUGUGUUUCUACCAAAAGUUCUAUUUUGGUUUCAUCUGACCAGAACACAUUCUCCCAGUCCUCUUCUGGAUCAUCCAAAUGCUCUGUAGCGAACCGCAGAUGAGCCUGGACGUGUACUGGCUUCAGCAGGGGGACACGUCUGACAGUGCAGGAGUCCCUGGCGGCGCAUUGUGUUACUGAUAGUAGCCAUUGUUACUGUGGUCACAGCUCUCUGUAGGUCAUUCACUAGGUCCUCCCGUGUGGUUCUGGGAUUUUUGCUCACCGUUCUUAUCAUUUUGACGCCACGGGGUGAGAUCUUGCAUGGAGCCCCAGAUCGAGGGAGAUUAUCGGUGGUCUUGUAUGUCUUCCAUUUUCUAAUAAUUGCUCCCACAGUUGAUUUCUUUACACCAAGUGUUUUACCUAUUGCAGAUUCAGUCUUCCCAGCCCGGUGCAGGUCUACAAUUUUGUCUCUGGUGUCCUUCGACAGCUCUUUGGUCUUGGCCAUAGUGGAGUUUGGAGUGUGACUGCCUGAGUUUGUGGACAGGUGUCUUUAAUAAUAAUGAGUUAAAACAGGUGCCAUUAAUACAGUUAACGAGUGGAGCCUUGUUAGACCUCGUUAAAAGAAGUUAGAUCUGACAGCCAGAAAUCUUGCCUGUCUGUAGGUGACCAAAUACUUAUUUUCCACUCUAAUUUGGAAAUAAAUUGUUUAAAAAUCAAACAAUGUGAUUUUCAGUUGUUUUUUUUUUUCCCCACAUUCUGUCUCUCGUGGUUGAGGUUUACCCAUGUUGACAAUUACAGGCCUCUCUAAUCCUUUCAAGUAGGAGAACUUGCGCAAUUGUUGGUUGAAUAAGUACUUAUUUGCCCCACUGUAUCUAAACGAGGAUAUUGAAUAAUGUUUUGUGUUUCAAUCGAUUUGAUUCGAUCGGCGCCAAACCAAUCACUAUAUUGAUACGAAUCCAUGUAUAGUUAUACUAGUAGCACUGAUAGUGUGUGUGUCAACUACUGCAGUGUUGCUUGUCAAGUAGUUGUGCUGUGUAUUUCUUUAUCACAGUGUUGGAUUGUCUUACUUGUGAGGACCAAGAACAUACUACUUCACGGACAUUUCAGCGUUUUAGUGAGAUAUCGAAUGAAUGUUCAAACGGUUUUCCCAUGUUUGUAUGCGCGAAAGAAGAGUCUAUUGAGUAUUUUACUCGUGAGCUUCUGCUGGACUACUGGAAUUUAAGACUCAAUUUCACCCCCAGCGCCUGAUCUCAGAAACCUUGGAAGGAGAACAGGAAGAGCAGCAAACGUGCUUGCUUCUCUUUAAGACACUCGAUCACCUUGUUUCAUGCUUCUUCAGUCAGACUCUGCUUACUCGUUUGUGGGCGACGUGUGGUAGCUUGAGAAGGGCCGGUUUUAUUUUAGUGCCCCAAAGAAUUAUGCAAGUGUUACCUUAUUCUGACUUUUUUCUGAGCUUUUACACUGUACUACAAAGAGUCUUCGUAUAUGUGGUUGAGAAGGGUUGCGUUUUCAAAUGUGAAAGGGUCACCUGACGUGCCCUCUCGCUUGAGUCUUUGUCUAUUGAGACAGAUUUGAACAGAUUUUCAGAACCUUUUUCAUGUGCAGAAUGAUAGCCACAGUAGACCUGCUCCCCAACUGUGAACAGCACUAAAUAACUUCUGUCUCCACAGGCAAUGCUUAUUUGAUAACUAAGCUCGCCAAAAGCUGCUACUUUUGUGUCUUUUACCAACUUUUAGUUGGGCAGUUGAGUCGGUGAAGUGUUUGAAGUUGCAUUGCCUGUGUAGAUAUCAAGAAUCUGUGCAAAUCGUAUUAUUGCCGCAAGCUUUUCUGAUAAAUAUCACAAUUACUGUGGGAGAUCCACAACUGCCUGUGGACCGAUGUGAAUUGUAAUGUUUUUUUUUUUCCUUCUUCCUACAUAGAGAAUCAGGUAUGGUACGUCUUAACUGGAGCAAACUUUAUGCAUGUCAGCUGUCUUCUGUGGGUGUUUUGUCCCUCUUGUGUGUUAAGCAGGACCCAAAACCCUGGAUAUUGAGUUGUGAUGCCUCUGCGCAUUGCUUGGCCUGUGUCGGGUGAGAAGCCUUGUACUUUGAAUUCCUUGAGUGAAAAUAAGUCCGAAAUCAGGCAAUACUCUGCACUCUCAGUGGGAUGUUUGCUUCUUUUGAGCAGUUUCAAGUUGGGUUUGUAGUGUAAGAUUCAUGCAGAUGGCUUCACAGGACAUAUUUUAACAUUUGGCAACACCAGUUGAUACCUGGAAACCUCCACUGAUGUCAGUCAAGAGUGGAAAGUAGAUUUUCAAACAACUCUAGCCUCCCGUGCCCCCUCAUAGCUUAUGUAGUUAACAAAAAAAUAUUUUGUUAUGAAAUUGUACAUAAAUGAAACGUGUAUUUUUGCACAAGCAUUUUUUGUACACGCAGGAAUUUUUGGGUACCGUUUCGAAGAGUCGUUAUUUAUUUAGGAAGCCAGAAUUUGAUUAUUUCAAGUGUUUCACUGCCAAGUCUAUAUAAUGCAAUACAUGGAUACAGUUAUGUGUAGAAGCCUCUCAUGAAUCAUGUACUGAAAGUCUCUUAAGGGACAAAGGUGAAGUGUUUUUCCACUGUAGCAUGUGUCUGUCAGCGAAUACCUUUAUUCACUUUUCAAGGUCUCAAAUCACAUGUGCUUUUACAACACAUAUUUUGUUGCCUAUGAAUCAACACAACUAAUGUACCUGUGCGACCCAAUCAGCCUGUGACGGACAGGCUAGCGUUCCGCAGGCUUUGUCGCGAUGGACCCGCCAGUCAUACACUUUACCUUAAAACACGUUCCUUCCUUGGUUGUUGUUAUAGAAGGCUGAAGCGGACUAACAGUCAUAGCUUGCAUUGUCAUUGCCAAACAAGUAAUUUGAAUCACAGCUUUUCAAAGAAAUAUCAAAUUAAGAAAGUGCCUGAAUUUGUUUCACCCUGACUGUUUUAGGACAGUGUUGUCAGGUUUUUAUUUUCUACCUUACUUGAAUGUUCUAAAGUGUUAAUCUGCCUAUGGACCCUAAAUGUGGUACAAAACCUGAGCUUGCCAGCUGCCCAGUAUCAAACAGUAGUAGUGUUUGUAUUCAGUGAGACUGACAAUACGCUAACAUUUCCUGUCAUCUGUGUGUGUGUGGCUCAAGCCUCUGGUUUACUGGCCGUUGUACAUUACAACAUUCAAUCUGGUUCUUUGUUUACCUUUAAACUCCACUGACAUCUCAACUGAAGUUUCCAUCAGGUGGAAAUAUGAGGAAUUUAUUAUUUUUUAAAUAGAACCAUAGACUUGGAAUGUGAACGCAAGAGUACAGCUAAUGUCUGGGGGGUAAAACCACCCUUCACACGGCAAGAAGCCUGUAGAUUUUUUUUAUGAGCAAAUCAUUUUCAGCUAGACUUUAUGUAUUGGCUGCUAUGUAAUUCAUGAACAAAACAUAGGUUAGAAGUAAUAUUUAAAGAAGAAAAGAUUGUAUAGUAUAUUUGUUUUGUAACAAGGUCUGUAAAUAAAAUAAUUU